Penicillium cataractarum is the source of this 1644-nucleotide messenger RNA. RefSeq lists its product as uncharacterized. The transcript has 4 exons. Gene Ontology annotation, molecular function: carbohydrate:proton symporter activity. Gene Ontology annotation, biological process: transmembrane transport; carbohydrate transport. Lineage: Eukaryota; Fungi; Ascomycota; Eurotiomycetes; Eurotiales; Aspergillaceae. Bases 1 to 1644 code for a protein of 547 amino acids. Gene Ontology annotation, cellular component: membrane. The record is from RefSeq and is a predicted model, not a curated record.
AUGGCUGGGGGAACGAGCAUCUGGGUUAGCAGUGAGGCAAAGACAGAUCCAAAGGCAAUCUUCAACCUCCGCCUUCUCUACCUCUUGGUUGCCGUCUCCUGGGCCGGCUCCUUUUAUGGAUUUGAUACAGGGAAUAUCGGCGGGAUUCUCACUCUGCCAUCUUUUCAAAAUGCUUUUGGAAUGAGUGGAGUAACUCAGUCUGAGUUGGAUAACAGAAAGGGCACAAUUGCGAGUAUGCUCGCAGCAGGUGGAUCUGCCGGCUCCUUGCUCGCAGCACCAACUUCUGACUACUUCGGUCGAAAAUGGUCGGUAUUUGCCUGGGGUCUGGUGUUCUUAGUUGGAGCACUGAUGCAGAUGAUCGCUAACUAUGAGGUCCUCCUCGCCGGGCGGUUCAUCGCGGGUAUGGGUGUUGGUGCAUCGUCGAUGCUUACCCCUCAAUUCCUGGCGGAAAAUUCGCCGAAGUCCGUUAGAGGAUCCAUGACUGCCACCUAUAAUCUAAUGAUUGUCACAUCUCUUAUGCUGGCAUUCUGGGUGAAUUAUGGUGUCUCGAAGUGGUCUUUCCCUGGUGUGGAGCACGACAAUUCCCAGUGGCGCUCCGCAAUGGGCAUUCAGUUGAUUCCCGGUGCCCUCUUGUGCUUGAUGAUUCCAUUUGUGCCAGAGACUCCACGUUGGUUGAUCAACCACGGAAAAUCCGAGAAAGGUCUCGAAAAUAUUUGCAGAUUGCGGAAACUUCCUGCGGAUCACAUAUAUGUGCAAACUGAAUAUCGUGAGAUUGAGGCACAGGUAAUUCACGAGCAGGAAUGCUUUGCUGGACAUAGCUACUGGGUUGUCAUGAAGGAUAUCUUCACGUCAAGAAGUAACUUCCAGCGCUUCUUCCUGUCUGUGAUGCUGUUCCUGUUCCACAAGUUCACAGGAACAGACUCGCUCAAUUACUACGCACCAGAAAUCUUUGCCUUAAUUGGAGUGAAGGGCAGCUCCUCCAGCUUGCUCACUACCGGAAUCUAUGGCGUUGUCAAGACAGUCACCACAAUUUUUUAUGUGGGUUACCUGGUUGACCGAGUUGGACGUCGUAUUCCACUCCUGAUCGGAGCUACAUUACAAGCUACUGCGAUGCUUUACCUGGCGCUCUAUCUUCGGUUCGCAGGAACGAAUACGGAAACGGUAGGAGGUACUCCUGCGGGAGGUAUUGUUGGCAUCAUCUGGAUCUACAUUUAUGCUUUCGGCUGGUCAUUUGGCCAUUCUGUUGCAUGCUACGUGGUCGCUGCAGAGAUUUUCCCAACGAGAAUUCGAUCUUUCUGUAUGGCGAUCUGCUUUUUCAUUAAUUGGAUUGUGGACUACGGUAUUACUCGAGCAACGCCGAACAUGAUCACCGAGAUGGGCUGGGGUGUGUUCCUACUUUAUGCUAUGCUGACCUACUUGGGCGUCAUUUUCAUAUUUUUCUGUUUGCCUGAGAUGAAAGGUCGGUCAAUUGAGAGUAUGGAUAAUUUGUUUGAGCGACCGCUAUGGACAAUGUGGCGACAUGCUUAUCCUACCGAGGAAGAGAAGACUCGUUCUGAUGUGCGAGAGGAAAUCAUGGCUGGCAAACUGAAUGAUCAGGAUGACGAUGGAAAGAGAAACCGCGUGGAGCAUGUUGAGUCGGUGUGA